Drosophila serrata is the source of this 2652-nucleotide messenger RNA. RefSeq lists its product as uncharacterized. The record is from RefSeq and is a predicted model, not a curated record. NCBI's taxonomy places the organism in Eukaryota, Metazoa, Arthropoda, Insecta, Diptera, Drosophilidae.
UUUGUUCGCGUUUGUUGAUUCCGCGCACACCUUUCGCAACACUAGAAUUAAAGCCGGCUAAAAUACGCGAAUUGCGCAUUUAAUUUUCGUUUCAUUUUGAGGCGACGAAAUGUCGACAACCAAAGACGAAAGUUCCCCGCUCAAGAGCGACAAAGAUGUAGAUUUAAACGAACUGGCGAGACAAGAGCUGUUCUCCUCGGAUGUGGAAAUGGAACCGCUGGAGUCUGAUACGGAAUUCAAGGAAUCCAAACCACCGUUAUUGGGUGAACCGGACAGGGUUGAGGAGGUUCCCUUUCGGCGGGAUAGCGUAGAGACGGUUCCCUUUCGGAGGGAUAGCGAAGAGACAGUUCUCUUUCGGCGGGACAGCGAAGAGACAGUUUCCUUUCGGCGGGACAGCGUGGAGGCGGUUCCCCGAUUGGAGCCCCGUAAAAUCCGUAAUAGAAACAGCACAGAUAAAAAGGGGCUGGGAACGGAUAGUACGGAUACCGAGCUCCGCAAAACAGGCAGCAUGGAUCCCGAGAAGAAACGUAAAUCCACCGAUUCGGAUGUAGAAAUGCACUCAGCUAAAUCGGAUGCCAAAGAUCCGGAACCUAAGAGCGAGACUCCUGCUAAGAAGGAGCGGCGCAAAAAGGCCAAGGAGCGACCGGCACCCGCGCAAGAGCCACCGAAGAAGCUCAACUGGAAGUUAAACUUGCGUAUCUUGAUCUCUAAUUUGUAUAUGAGCAGCGAGAACCGUCUGCCCGGCGCCUGCGUACCCAAGUGUCUGGACAACACAAGUCAAUGUGUGGACAAGCACCGCAACUCCAUUCUGCCUGACGCUCCCAGCUUCACAGCCACGCAGGCUUUGCGAACGACGCUGAAUGGACAUCACUACGACACCUUCCUAGACAUCCUGGAGAUGAUGGUUCUGCAGUGCGUCUAUCCCGGCGAUAGGAUCCUCGAACGGCUCAUAGACAUGACAAUGGUACUUAUUGCCAAGGACAUAAGCGUCAAAGAGCUGGGCGACAUUUACAACAAGUUAAUACGUACCUUCUUCCUACUGAUCGAUGCUUUUCCGCCCUGCUGGACGGCCUUGCGUCCCUACUACCUCAACUUCCUAGGCGUCCAAAAGCCCGACGGACGGGAAAGUCGCUCAAAAAGUGCACCUCCGCAGAAGCUGAAGUUCUAUUUGGAUCUCCUAGAGGAGAACCUGGCUCAGUGUAGCGACGAGGAGAUCCGUGAAAACACAAAGUUCUACGAGAAGUUCGUGUUUAAUUACUCCGAAGAGGAGGAUGCCAAUAUGUCACAGGAGACGGUGUUUCUACGCCACGUUCAUCAAUACGACUGGCUUAGUGGUAAACUCUGCCUGGACGACUUCAAGCGGAUGUCGGCUUCUGUGCGCCUGGCCAGAGUAUGUGACGUACUAAACAUGCUCACCUGGAUCCUGGAAAUGGAGUUCCUUUUGUGGCUGGACCACAAUCGUCUGCGCCAGGCGGAGUCGGAGUUCUUUCAGGAGGACACCAAGCCGUUCGCAUCAAUCGUCUUCGAAAUGUCUGCCAGCACUCGGCUUACCGACAUCGUUCGUCAGGUGAUGCGACUGUACGGACUGGCGGCGUCCAAGUCCAUGUAUCCGGAAAGGCAACGGAUACUCCAGCGACUUAUAGUCCUCGCUGUGGAGGCCAGCAACACGGCUGAAAUAAAGUAUGAGGAUAACAAGGCGAUAUAUCCGCAUCUGGGUCCCCAGACCCGCCUGCUGAUCGCUGAAUUCUUCAAAAUCUUCAAGUCAAAGAAUCCCACAUUCAUCAGCACAUACCUGAAGACCAUUCCCCAGCUGGCUCAGCCCUAUCUACGCUAUGAGUUCACCGAUCACUUUUUGCAGUUGUUCUACUUUCCUAAGAACGUGCCCUUCGGUCCUGAGAAGGUUUGCGACGAGUUCACAGCUCGCCAUUGGUUAAAGUACACGCCACAGAGCGAAAUCGAAGAGGAUGACGAUCAAUUGUCGCGGGAAGAUUACCUCAAGUUACUGCUAAAUGCGCUAAAAGACUACAACGCCUGGUUAAAUCUAGCAGGCUUCUGGAAGUGUCUGAAGAACAAACGGCAGGUGCAGCCAAUUCAGACGCGGACAAGUAGUCCCCUCGCCACGCCGGUGGGCGUAAUAAGCGGCGGCACGGGCAAGAUUUUCAUGCUGGACGAGAUGGAGGAGGAGGUGCACACCUGGAAAAGCCGCAUGAACACCAAGGUGAUUAUUGGCCGGCCCAAGGUGAAUCUGCCGAUCGCCAGAAUCAAUACGGCCAAGAUGUGCGUUCGGUAUGGCGAAGAUGUGCGACAGCUGCGCUACCUCCGCCAAGUACUGCAAAAUGAGGUGCAGAAUCGAGAGGGGAUCGAUGUUUCCGAGUGGCUGAACUACCUAAAUGCCUUCCUGGGCGAUGAUGAGCCCAUGCCACAGCCAGAGCCUUCGUCUGCCAACGAGCCGGAGGCAACCUAAACUAUCAUACUUUUGUGUAUAUAUUAGACUCAUGAAAAUUCAAAUGAUAUUUAAGUUAUUCUGAGAUUAUUGAAGGAAGCGCUCAGCGAUUUAGUUUCGAAUAAGAUUCAUUAUUUUUCCAUUUUGUCAUUGUUUUCGUUUCUGUAUUUCUCCAUUGCAAAUAUAUAUAUAUUUAUGCGGUAACUAAA